This is a messenger RNA of Capra hircus (goat), 3671 nucleotides long. Its product is annotated as testis-expressed sequence 10 protein. The transcript has 9 exons. The coding region runs from base 601 to 1317 and encodes 238 amino acids. The record is from RefSeq and is a predicted model, not a curated record. Lineage: Eukaryota; Metazoa; Chordata; Mammalia; Artiodactyla; Bovidae.
UAUCCGGGCGGCGGAAGGAGACGCGGCCGCGUGAGGACGAGGCGAUUUGAAAACACGCUUCGGGAGCGAGAGGCUGAGGCCGGUGGCGCCCGCCGUUGCCCACUGGGCUCUUCCUCGCACGUUCUUCCCCUCUGCCUCCGCGCCCGGGUCCCUGCCGGGUCCGCAGAGGCUACAGAGUCUCUCAUAAAGGCAGUUAAUACAUUGUAUCAGCAGAGAGGCCUUCUCAUUCCAGUUCCGACUUUGUUACUGAAGUUUUUCAGUAAAAUCUAUCAAAAAGAAGAACUGAGAUCUUACAGAAUCCGAUACCGUAGUAAAGUGUUAUCACGUUGGUUGGCUGGUUUACCACUGCAGCUUGCUCAUCUCGGCUCCCGAAACCCUGAACUUUCAACACAGCUUAUUGACAUUAUCCAUACUGCUGCAGCCCGAGCAAAUAAAGAGCUGCUCAGAAGUUUACAAGUUACUGCUCUCCGAAUCUAUGAUCCACAAGAAGGCGCUGUGGUGGUUCUCCCAGCAGAGUCUCAGCAGCUUUUGGUCCAGCUUGUGUAUUUUCUACCCAGUCUGCCUGCUGACGUGCUUUCUCGGUUAAGUCGCUGCUGUAUUAUGGGAAGACUCAGUGCAAAUUUGGCUGCCAUGCUUAUCGGGAUACUGCACAUGAGAUCAUCAUUUUCUGGAUGGAAGUCUUCAGUGAAAGAACAGAAUGGAAGUGUUCAGUUAAACACCAGUAAUGCGGACUAUUUCAGCUUCUUAUUUUCUACACUUACAGGGUUUUCAAAAGAGGAACUGACUUGGCUUCAGAGCCUUCGAGGAGUGCCUCAUGUCAUCCAGACGCCGCUUUCCCCUGUGCUACUUGACCUCACUGACUUGGAUCAGUUUUUACACCAUUGGGACGUAACAGAGACAGUUUGUCACAAUUUAUUGGUUGUCCCUGUCCGAAGCCAAAGCUUUGACGUCCUGCAGACUGCCGUCAGUAAGCAUUUGGUUGGAUUGACUGUAAUUCCUGACAGCACGGCUGGCUGUGUUUUGGGUGUUAUCUGUAAGCUCCUGGAUCAUACAUGUGUACUUAGUGAAACUCUACUGCCGUUUCUGGCUUCUUGUUGCUACAGUCUGCUUUAUUUUCUGCUUACUUUAGAGAAAGGAGAAGCAGAACAUCUAAGAAAAAGGAAACGUGGAGACAUCAGGAAGGUGAGGAAACCUUGGCGGAGACCCACAAGUGCAAGAUCCUCUCUUCUUCUCAAUUAUUAUUUCUACUCUUCUGAAUCAUCUAGAGAGAUUCCUGAGAAGGGAAAGAAUAGGACAUCUAUUCUCAUGAAAGAAUAAAACAUCACCCUCUGGGUGCCCCAGGCUGGGCAGCGGGCAGAGUGAACAUUUCUCUCCAAAGAUCUCAGAUACCAGUUAUCCAGGUAUGUUUGAAGGCUCCAGGGUAUGUCCCAAACACAGUGACCAGGGUGCAAGGACUGGAUACUGAGUUCAAUCUCAACUACAGCACAGGUGCGUGAGCAUUGCUUCACCAGCCAUGAAAAAUUAUCUUGGAUGAGGACUGAUCUGAGGACAGUGCUGAGGUCUUGAGAGUCUUGGAGUGGGGCCCUGGACUUGGGAAACAGAGACCCACCUGACAGAGCUCAGAUUCAGCCACUGUUCUGAGAAUGUGUGCGUUUUUGAGCAGAGGAACAAUGACAAAAGAUCCAGGUGAAUCUCACUUCAAAAUCCCUAUGUUCUUCAAAAAAGGAAAACAAAAUAUUUUUAUCUACCUUAAAAAUGCAUGAAAAGAAAGAAAAACCACAGAGCUCUGUUAGUGAAAUGCAGAAAAUCAUAUUAUGUAUGGGCACUGAGUGUCUGAUGCUUGUCUAGAGAGGGGAGCCUGAAAAUUGGGUCUCAAGCCCUCAUAUGUUUGGGUGGGUCUCAGCAUCAAAUGGAGCCAAAGGGGAGAAGUGGGAGUAGGGAGAAAAAUGGAGCUUUGAAAGGUCCGUUCUGCCAUUCAGCUAUGUGUGCCCCUGGAGUUAGCCCCAUCUCUCCGGUCCUGAGGGCCCAGGACCACCAGCUCAGAAGAGGCCAGUGGCAGGACAUGUCCCUUGGGAAACAGAAACCUCAGGGAAGCUCCUGGAAGAAGAGCAGAACCCAGAUACUACCCAGGUUCCAUGUAGCAAAUGAAGCUGUGAGGGGUCUGGAAAAAGGUGUGGCCCAGCAGGUGCCUGUGGGCUGCACUGAGCUAAUAGCACCUGGAUUGGGAGAUGGGACUCCAGGUCCAACUGUGGACACAUUUUUUGUUUUAAUUAUUUUAACUGGAGGAUAGUUACUUUUGCACACCGUUUAACUUCUCUCAUAUUCGUCUAUGCCAUGACUGCUGUCCAUUCUUCCCCACAGAGGGGUUGGUGAGGGCAUCAAGGGGUAAUGGAUACGAAAGCACUUUUGUUAAUGUAAACCCUAUCAUAAACUUCAGCAUCACUGUCAUGGAUCAUGUGGCCUUGGACCCUGGUACUUGGGUUCUAAUAUCCCAGUUGUGUCCCUUUGGGACUAGUACUUAGUACUUUAGUUCCCACUAGGCACAAUCCCACAAAGGUCAUCCCCAUGCUCCCCUUGGAGACCAGCCAUCUCAGGGCUUGUCCAUUCAAGCGGUCCUCUUUCAAACCUGUCUUUUAGGUAGGGGGCUGCCAGAGCAUGGAGCUUCUCCAACUUGACACACUUGGAGUCCCAGUAAGAACACCUUCACUGCCACCCACCAGAGGCCUUGUUGUUAGGACACCCCAGGAACAGACAGGUAGAGGCUGGAAGAUUCUCUUUUGUCAACCUGCAUGUCCAGAAGCUGCUGGAGAUAUGAAUUCACCAAGAGAGUGGAACUGAAGAUUUGGAAGGAGAAAUAAAAGGAAGAGGAGGCAGGCUACCAUCUGACUUCACUGGGGAUAAGAAUUAAGUCACUGACUGACAAGCAGGACACCUUGGGUCACCAACAAUUCUGGAACAUAAAAGGCAAACCAGAACAGCUGCUUGGUCCCCAAAAGACCUGAUAUCCUGACACUUUGGGGGACCAUCCACAGAAGACAUGCAGGCAGCUCUUCUGGGGUCUCUGCUUUCUGCACAGUGAGUCUCUGGUGGCUACUGACGCAGUACCUGGGUCCCCUCUAGAGUUACACCCUGUCUUACUCAAUGAAUGCUCUAAGGCUGGACAGUUACAAAUUCAAGCUAAAUUAACUUCACAGCUAUCAUUGGUCCAGCCCUUACCCAUGCUGUAGCCCAGGCUCAGCCUCAGUCCUUGACUCCCAACUAUGUCCCAGUUGCAGCUAUCACCUCUGGGUCACAUGGAAACCCAGGCCAGACCCCUACCCUUAACUCUAACCAUGACCCAGAUUCAAUCACCACCUUUGGGCUCACAUGAGGACUCAGGCUAGACCACAACUUGCCGGGGUCCAGCCCUGGUAGAUCCAGGGUAAUUUGAAGCAGGGAUGGAGUUGGCGUCUAGAGGAAAAUUGUUUAAUUAAAGAUAUGGAGAGAUAUUGGAAAAGAAUAGUGUAGUAGGAAAAUUAGUGGAGGAAAGAGGCUGAAUAACUUGGUUUUCACGGAGAACCAAUAAAACUCUGAGACAAGGGGUUUGCACCGUCUACAUAGGCCACCAGCGCCCGCUUGAAUAGCAGAGGGUGCCCCGCCUUGGGCUCCCUCUCACGUGGGUCUUAGAAGCC